CCACUGGCGAGUAAGGACUCCUCUCUUUUCACCUUCUGCUUCCACAGUGGCAUUCAUCACUGGCUUCCAGCAGCUGGAAGAGAGAAGGUUGUGAUUGAGCAGAAGACAAACUCCUCUCCACAGAAACAUGUUGCUGUGGUCAGUAUGGAGUGUGAUGUUGCUUCUGCUAGCAGCAGAAGCUGUGGAGAAAGAAGAUGUCCGAGCCGGGUGCAGCACAGCUGUAAAUGACCUGGUGUACAUUGUUGAUGGUUCUUGGAGUGUCGGGCCGGAUGACUUUGAAACCGCCAAGCUAUGGCUCAUCAACAUCAGCAGCCAGUUUGACAUCAGCCUUCAUUAUACGCAGGUGGCCGUGGUCCAGUACAGUGACACACCCCGACUGGAAAUACCGCUGGGGAUGCACCAUAGUGGAGUUCAGCUCAUCCAGGCCAUACAAAACAUCAACUACCUGGGAGGGAAUACGCAGACUGGCAGGGCUAUCAAGUUUGCAGUGGACCAUGUGUUCUCUGCCUCCCAGCGGGUCAGCCAGGUCAAGAACCGUAUAGCGGUGGUUGUCACAGAUGGAAAAUCUCAGGAUGAUGUGGUGGAUGCAAGCAUGGAGGCUCGAGCUCAGGGUAUUACGGUGUUUGCAGUGGGAGUUGGCAGUGAGAUCACCACCUCAGAACUGAUUUCUAUUGCCAAUAAGCCGUCAUCUACAUAUGUCCUGUAUGCCCAAGAUUACACCAACAUCGACCGGAUUCGAGACUCAAUGGAGCAGAAACUAUGUGAAGAAUCGGUUUGCCCCACAAGGAUCCCAGUGGCCUCUCGUGAUGAGAAGGGCUUUGAGCUGAUGUUGGGCAUGAACAUUCAGAAGAAGGCCAAGAAGAUUUCUGGUUCCCUUGCUUCAGAGGCAGCCUAUGCUCUCACUUCCUCCACAGACAUUACCGAGAACACCAGAGAAAUUUUCCCAGAAGGUCUUCCGCCUUCAUAUGUAUUUGUGGCCACUGUACGUCUGAAGGGGAACUUUAGCCAGUCGAUCUUUGACCUUUGGAGGGUUUUGUCCAAGAGUAAGGAAAUCCAGGCUGCAGUGACACUCAACGGAAAAGAUCAGUCUGUCAUCUUCACCACCACCAGUGUGACAGAAGUAGAGCAAAAAGCCAUCUUUAAAAAAGGCUUCAAGACGCUGUAUGAUGGGAAAUGGCAUCAGCUGAAGAUUCUGGUGAGCCCUCAGCAUGUCGUCAGUUUCCUUGACGACGAACUGAUCCAAGAGAUCACGCUGAAGCCCGUGGAGCCCAUUUACAUCAAUGGAAAGACACAGAUUGCCAAGAAGCGGGGGUCACAGGUCACUGUACCGGUGGAGAUCCAGAAGUUACGUCUGUACUGUGAUCCUCACCAGAGCGAGAGAGAAACUGCUUGUGAAAUCUACUCUGUGGAUGAUGAAAGGUGUCCACUGAAUCGAACAGCCACCCCGGAACAAGAAGAAGAAGAAGACUGCAACUGUGCCCUCGGCCCACCAGGGCAGCGUGGCCCACCAGGACGGAUGGGUUUCAGAGGUGAAAAAGGGAGGGAAGGACCACCGGGACCUGAUGGUAAGCCUGGUAAAGAAGGUAAACCUGGUGAAGCCGGCCCUCCUGGAUUUCCAGGGAUAAAAGGUGAAGAAGGCCCCCAAGGACUAAGAGGAGAGCCUGGUGUUAAAGGUAUCAAGGGAGACCGAGGGGAACCAGGUCUAACUGGAAAACCUGGACCAACAGGACCACAGGGACUUCCUGGAGAGAGAGGUGAGGCAGGACCUGUAGGAGAAACUGGUCUUAAGGGGGAACCAGGACCACCAGGUAUGGAUGGAGCAGCAGGGCUAACAGGACAGAAG
Molecule: messenger RNA, 1843 nt
Organism: Poecilia latipinna (sailfin molly)
Lineage: Eukaryota; Metazoa; Chordata; Actinopteri; Cyprinodontiformes; Poeciliidae
Product: collagen alpha-1(XXI) chain-like
Exons: 18
Source: RefSeq, a predicted model, not a curated record